Astrephomene gubernaculifera is the source of this 4073-nucleotide messenger RNA. The record is from the annotation of a GenBank genome assembly. Lineage: Eukaryota; Viridiplantae; Chlorophyta; Chlorophyceae; Chlamydomonadales; Astrephomenaceae.
AUAUAAACAGUGAGCAACUACCUUCAUCAAAAAAUAGACAGAGCAUUUGUAUCAAACGCUUGCGAAACACACUAAUAACGGGUCGCGCAUCUGAUGUCUUACGGGUAUACUUUUUAGUCAUAUGCGUGGUUGCCAUAUACAUUUGUAACUAAGCGUCAUAUUCAUACACGUGCUAGCCGCCGGAUUCUUAUUUUCCUGGGAUAUCUUAUCUUUCGUGACUACGGCACGAUGAGACUGCCAACGGCGCACGUCGUGUGCGCCUUUCUUGCCAUGCUGCAGCUUUGCUAUACAUAUCCGAAGUACUGGUAUGACAACCAGGCGCUUUUAGCUGAUUACAACGCAGCGCUACCCUCACAGCCAGGGUGUGCCGAGCAUCCCACCAUGGCGGUCCUGACGGACAUCUCGCCUCAUGGCAGCCCACAGCCGGCAAACACGGCAUUUGUGAUAGCCGAUGCCGCCUCUACCUUGCCAACAAGCACAUUGUGUCCUGGAGGAAAUUAUACGGCCACGGUGUCAUUCGGGUCAGACUCGGCCGCUGGCCGCUUGGCUAUGUUGACUAUCAACUCCUCUUCCGUCGCCUUCACCUCCCCCGCCCCAACUGCUUCUUGCCCCAACCUGGUGGAUUUGGGCGGCUCUGAAGAGGAAGGGUUCGCCAGCAGCUUCACCGCGGCUUUCCGCGUACCUUGCAGCGUAGCGGGCAGUUCGCUGCUGCUCAAGGUUACUUCCGCCGGGGAAGACGGCUUCGUAGGAUGGGGGCAGAGCGAGACUACCGUUACCGUGGCGGGGCCGGGGUCGCCGCUGCUGGAGCAAGGCGGAGCGUGCGCCACUGUGUCAGCUUCAUGCCCGAACCUGGUCCAAUCCUCGUCCUCGCCAUCCCUACCGAGGCCUCCGCCCCCUCCGCCCUCCCCUCCGCUCGUUCAACCGCCCCCCUCGCCUGCCGCGCUCGCAUCCAAUGACCAGCUGCCCUCCAGCCCCCCAUCCGAGUCGACGGCAGUGGUCUCCAACUCCAGCGGCUGCACCCCCAGUAACCUCAACUACACCUGCAUGGCAACAAGGGGCAAGAUUACCAUCCACUGGAGCGUCAACACCACCUCAGCACCCAGCAACCCCUGCACGCCCGCCACGCGAACCGAGCUGCAGGACGCCGAUGUGGCCGAGAACGGAACCCUGCAUAUCGCAAUCCAGUCCGCUGUGACAGGCUACGUCGCCUUGGGCUUUAGUUCCGACCCGGAGGAGAUGUACCCGAGUGACAUCGUGCUAGGCUACGUGCAGAGCAGCGGCGCGGGCUACCUCAAGACGUUUUACGCGGAGGAAGAGGAUUUGGACGAGAAGGACGUGUGGCCUCCCUCCGGCUCGUCCAGCUGGGCGUACGACAGCGGGGUGCUGCAGAACUCCUCCUCCGGCGUCACCACCCUGUGCUUCAGCCGCCGACUGCGGGACGACCGAGCCAAGGCAUCACCCGACCUGCGGGCGGCCACCGGAGGGGCGGCGGCAGCGGGGGCAGCAAGGCGGAGACUGGCACAAGACGAGGAAGCCGUGGGUGAGCUGACACUCAUCUGGGCCGUCAGCCCCGCCCGAGGCCUGGUGGAGCACACCGCCGACAACGUGGGCGGCUUCUUCCUGGACGUGUCCAGCGGCGGCGCGGUUGAGGCGGAGGGCGUGGACGAGCGCUACUGGAUUAACGUGCACGGAGCGCUGAUGGCGGUGGCGUGGGUGCUGCUGCUGCCGCUGGGAACCCUCCUGCCGGCACACAGGUGGCUGCUUGGCGACAUGAAGAUUUUCGGCAAGCACGCGUGGUUCAUUCUGCACAUGGCCUUCCAGUGGACCGGCAUGGUGCUCUUCUUGGCGGGCUUCAUCGCCGUGUACGUGAAGCUGGAUGAUGGCGGGGAGCUGCCGGGAGGAGAUGUUGGGGAGGCGCAUGAGAAGAUCGGCAUUGCAGUCAUGGCGGCGGCUGGGGCACAGGUGGUGCUUGGGUACGUCCGACCCGACCCCAGCCACCCCAAGAGGGGCUUGUGGAACCUCAUGCACCACUAUCUGGGUCGUGCUGUCGUGCUGCUUGCCUGGGCCAAUGUCUACAUCGGCAUUUACAUUUACCACGUCAGCGAGUUUGAGGCCAAGUACAAGGAGUGGAUCACACCCAUCGCCAUCGUGAUGGGGCUUCUGGCCCUGUUGGAAAUCGUGCUACGAGUGGCAGCGCCGCCGUCGUCCACCAAGCAGCAGCCAGCCUCGCAGCAGUCCUACCUGGUAACGGCGGAUGGAGGCAGCGCAGCGCCGGGCGACGCGCCGGCGGGCGAGCAGAAGGGGCAGGCUGCCGUGUGAUUGCGUGCGGACAAUACCAACAAUUGAGGACUAGGAAGAUGAGAGGUAACAGGAAGCGAGGCAAUUAUACGUACGGUCAAAGAGAGGGCACAUAUAAACAUACAUUCGUGGAAAGGAUUGCAACAUGUGUUAUGAGAUCCGUGUAGGUGCGGAGGCGUGAUAUGAGGGGUAGGUUUGGGAGAAGGCAAGGCAAGGCUGCAGGCUUGCCGGCGAAGAAAGCAGCUUUUAGCACGCAGUAUUGUUUGCCGUUUGCUAGCUUGUGACACCGGUGCAUGUUACGUUUUGAGACCGCACUGUGCGUGAGCGGUUGCGGAGGUGUCUUGAAUAAGGCUGUGCCGUCGCGCGUCCAGCUGUCGUCAGACUGCCUGUGUGUACUCUUGCGUGCGCUGGUGCCAGGCACCUUGUGCGAUCCAUAGCAUGUCAUGUGAGGCAUUUCAUGGGCCAACACACGCCAGCUUCAUUGGAUGGUAGAGGAUAACAGCCCCUCCUCUUUCUGACAUGUUAAACUUAGCGCGCGUAGUAAGCAGUACUUAAUUGCAUGGAGCGUAUGCGUUACGUUGCUGUAUCGUGAUGGGCACGACGAGUAUACGGCAUUUACGGAGUUAUGCGCGGACAGCCUGACACGGUAUUUAUGGUAGCAGCAAAAACCGUUGUCUACGCGAGGAAGUAAUUAGUGAGUAGUAGCUCGUAAGCGCUCCGCGAUGCAGUGCGUCGUUUCGGUCCAUAAACUCAGCCUCUGCCGCAACAGUCUGACCUCCGCGCGCAAGCUUGUAAACCACACUACACAUUUGCAUAGGAAAGCAAUGUCGGUAACGCGUGCGGCGACAAACGGCCAACAAGCUAGCUUUAUAACGGAUGACCAGGAGGCAAGCACCUUGGCCUCCACGUUUAAGACAGUUGCCGUCCUGGGCAUAAAAACGGAGAAGCAAAGCAACCAGGCUGCCUUCUACGUGCCGGAGUACCUUGCCAACGCAGGCGUGCAGGUUGUGCCAGUUCCGGUGUACUACAACGACGUGACCGAAAUCUUAGGCCGGCCAGUCUUCCGGUCUGUCACCGAGGCCGCACGGCAGGCUGGGCCCCUGGACUGCGUGGACGUAUUUCGGAAACCUUCGGACGUCGUGCAGCACAUAGACGACAUCAUAGCCGCAGCGCCGCGGUGUGUCUGGCUGCAGAGCGGCAUCCGCUGCCCGGAAGCGGAGGAGGCCUGGGUUCGUGCCGGCAUUACAGUCGUUGCGGACAAGUGCUUGAUGGUCCUCCACCGUCAGGCAAAGUUGUGAAACGUGGGGGCAUGGAGCAGGUUGCAAUUGUCCUUAGUCAUGAUCUCGUUAGCAUAGUGCGGCGCACCUGCUUUUACAGGGCGGGCAGCCGAUAAUGUAUGCAGGAAUAAAUGACAUGCAUGGCCACUGAUGGUGUAGCUGGCUUGCUGCAUUUUCGUAUACACGAUCGAAGACGAACCGGCAGCAGCCCCUUCUCCUCCCAGCUGGGAGUCGAGCGGCCGCGUGUGGUUCGUAAGGGUGCUGUUCUACAGCUUGUCGCGGUCGCCCCUCUGCCCUGGAAUAUCCGGAUUGAGUAGAGGGUCGGUGGUGUUGUAAGCAUAUUUCGCGCUUCUUCCGCUAGCCGUAAGAAGUCGAUGCUAUGUACGGCAUUACGAAUAGCAACGACGAACACUAGGCAGCCACGUAUUGGAUUGGCCAAAUACCGCUCUUUUCGUAUACAUAAUGUAAUGUUGUUCGUCAGAGAGUAAUUUAUACCUG